Tarenaya hassleriana is the source of this 587-nucleotide messenger RNA. RefSeq lists its product as uncharacterized. Lineage: Eukaryota; Viridiplantae; Streptophyta; Magnoliopsida; Brassicales; Cleomaceae. The transcript has 2 exons. The record is from RefSeq and is a predicted model, not a curated record. The coding region runs from base 53 to 415 and encodes 120 amino acids.
UUCUGUUGCCUUUAAUCCUCAAACACCGCAACAAUCCCUCGUUAGCAUCAACAUGUCCAAUGUGACAAAACUCACUUCCACAAACUACAUCAUGUGGAAUGUGCAAAUUCGUGCUCUCCUUGAAGGGCACAAUCUGGAAUAUUUCAUUCUAGACAGCAACAUUAUUCCGGCAGCCAUGAUCUCUUGUGAUGACUCUCUUGUUGCAAAUCCGGCCUUCGAACCUUUCCGACAACAAGACAGAUUGUUGUUCUUUGCUCUUCUUGGCACUAUCAGCUUGCCCCUGCAGCCGAUGGUAGCACGCUCGCGGUCUGUCCGUGAUGCUUGGGCUUCACUUGCCAAGGUAUAUGGCAAGGCCUCUCGGGGACAUCUUCUUCAACUCAGGGAUCAGAUCAAAAGAUCUACCAAAGGCAAAUGACUCACCUAUCUCUGUGGAAGAACUUCAUGAGAAAUUGCUUCACCAUGAAGCCAAGCUUGCCAUCUCCCCUGUUGUGGCGCCAUCUCUCUUCCCUGUCAUGGCCAAUGUUACCAACCCACAGUCGCGACCAGCCUUUCGUGGCAAUGGUCCUCCCCGAGGUCAUCAUAUGCAU